UACCUCCGAGUACUUCUACGACGAAGCGAUUUGCCAGUCAGUCAUUAACCAAUUGUCAACGUGUGAAAGUCUUUAUAGUUGGAUGUGCCUCUAGUUUUGAGUUUAUUCAAGGAGUGAAUUUUCACUCAUCCAUUUUUUUUUUGAAUAAAUAAGCUUCUGUUUUUCGAACAAUCCACAUAAGGUACCAAGAUGGGUUCGCUGUUCCGCAGCGAGGAGAUGACCUUGUGUCAGCUCUUUCUCCAAAGCGAAGCUGCCUACGCAUGCGUGUCGGAAUUGGGAGAGCUGGGUCUGGUUCAAUUCCGUGAUCUCAACCCGGAUGUGAAUGCCUUCCAGCGCAAAUUUGUGAACGAAGUUCGCCGCUGCGAUGAGAUGGAACGCAAGCUACGCUACCUGGAAAAGGAGAUCAAGAAGGACGGUAUCCCCAUGUUGGAUACCGGCGAGAGCCCGGAAGCUCCCCAGCCGAGGGAGAUGAUCGACCUGGAGGCCACCUUCGAGAAGCUGGAAAAUGAACUGCGGGAGGUCAACCAGAACGCUGAAGCUCUGAAGCGCAACUUUCUAGAGUUGACUGAGCUGAAGCAUAUUUUGCGCAAGACUCAAGUCUUCUUCGACGAGGCAGCGCCCGCAAUCGGUGUACCUAAUAAGUCACGAAACCGCUAUCAACAGAUGGCGGAUUCGCACAGGGAAGAGGAACAGGUUAAUCUACUCGGUGAGGAGGGCAUUCGAGCUGGUGGUGCCGGGGCACAGGGACAAAACCUAAAACUAGGCUUUGUCGCUGGAGUUAUCCUACGCGAGCGUCUGCCAGCUUUCGAACGGAUGCUGUGGCGUGCAUGUCGUGGUAACGUGUUUCUUCGCCAAGCCAUGAUCGAAUCACCCUUGGAGGAUCCGUCCAAUGGUGACAAGGUCUACAAGUCGGUGUUCAUCAUUUUCUUCCAAGGUGACCAGCUGAAGACACGGGUUAAAAAGAUUUGCGAAGGGUUCCGUGCCACUCUAUACCCUUGCCCGGAAGCCCCAACUGAUCGGCGCGAAAUGGCGAUGGGCGUUAUGACCCGCAUUGAGGAUUUGAACACCGUUCUGGGGCAGACACAGGACCAUCGCCACCGUGUGCUGGUUGCAGCUGCUAAAAAUCUUAAGAACUGGUUCGUGAAGGUUCGCAAGAUCAAGGCUAUCUAUCAUACGUUGAAUUUGUUCAAUCUGGACGUGACUCAAAAAUGUUUAAUUGCGGAAUGCUGGGUUCCGCUAUUGGACAUGGAAACGAUACAGAUCGCAUUACGCCGCGGAACGGAACGCUCCGGAUCGUCGGUUCCACCGAUUUUGAACCGCAUGGAAACGUUUGAGGAUCCCCCAACGUAUAAUCGAACGAACAAAUUUACGAAUGCGUUUCAGGCGUUGAUCAAUGCUUACGGUGUUGCCAGCUAUCGUGAAAUGAAUCCGGCGCCGUACACUAUAAUAACGUUUCCGUUCUUGUUUGCGGUGAUGUUUGGUGAUUUGGGACACGGUGCGAUUAUGGCUCUCUUCGGUUUGUGGAUGGUUCUAAAGGAAAAACCGCUAGCUGCUAAGAAAACCGACAAUGAAAUUUGGAAUAUUUUCUUCGGUGGACGUUACAUUAUAUUCUUGAUGGGUGUAUUUUCCAUGUACACAGGUUUCGUGUAUAAUGAUAUAUUUUCCAAAUCAUUGAACGUUUUCGGAUCUUCGUGGAGCAUUAAUUAUAACACUUCUACCGUAAUGACUAACAAAGCUCUGCAGCUGAAUCCUGGCAGUAAUGAUUAUUCCGGCACUCCUUACCCAAUCGGUGUGGAUCCUGUUUGGCAAGUUUCGGAUAACAAGAUUAUUUUCCUGAAUGCUUAUAAGAUGAAAAUUUCUAUCAUUUUCGGCGUUAUCCACAUGUUGUUUGGUGUGUUUGUCGGUCUGUUCAAUCAUCGAUACUUCAAAAACAAGAUGGCCAUCUAUUGUGAAUUUAUUCCGCAAGUUAUCUUUCUGGUCUUCCUGUUUUUCUACAUGACACUGUUAAUGUUUAUCAAGUGGACCAAGUACUCUGCUGAUAACGAAAACAAGAAUUUAUCAGCUGGCUGCGCCCCGUCUAUUCUGAUUACAUUCAUCAACAUGGUUCUCUUCAAGCCACCACAGAAAGGUUUGUGUAACCCGUACAUGUUUGGCGGCCAGGCUGGAUUGCAAAAGUUUUUGGUAGUUAUUGCACUACUGUGUGUGCCGUGGAUGCUGUUGGCAAAACCGUUAAUGAUAAUGCGUAGCCGCAAACAGGCAGCUCAUCAACCAAUUGCGCCGUAUAGUAACGAAAAUGGGGACGCCGAUGGUGGGUUGAACCAACAUAAUAAUGUCCAGGCCGAUGGAACGCAACAAGCAGGAGGAGCUGCAGCUGGUGGUGGUGGCGGUGGCCAUGGACACGAAAAUGAAGAAAUGUCUGAAAUUUUUAUUCAUCAGGGCAUUCACACAAUUGAGUACGUUCUCGGUUCAGUCUCUCACACCGCUUCGUAUCUACGUUUGUGGGCUCUUUCGCUUGCUCAUGCUCAAUUGGCUGAAGUCUUAUGGAAUAUGGUCUUGAAGAAUGGACUGCAACAAGGCGGAUGGAUCGGUGGAAUUGCUCUCUGGAUUAUCUUUGCUGUCUGGGCAGUACUCACAGUCGGUAUUCUAGUACUUAUGGAAGGAUUAUCCGCUUUUCUACAUACUCUUCGUUUGCACUGGGUUGAAUUCCAAAGCAAAUUUUACGCCGGUCUUGGAUACGCUUUCCAACCAUUUUCGUUCGAGAUGAUUUUGGAAUCUAGCUCCAAUUCAUCCGAGGAUUAAAGUUCUUCGCCCAUUGUAAUUUAUCUUAAAACAUGGAUUUAUCCGUCAAAUUUAACUCGAAAUAUAUAUCAUAAAAAUAGUAGUAAAUAACAUCUGGGUAACGUGUUACCAUGUAUUACUCAUUUGUCUAAUGAUAACAACGCAAGUAAAGUAUCUGUGUAAAACAUGUUCACAAUUCAAAUUAUAAACUUUAUGAAGUCGCAACACAAUUAAUGCUAAACUGUUAAACCUUUGAACAAAAUAUGUGCAAGCAAUUGUCAUACUGAUUAUAUCAUCAAAUAAUAUUGUAGCAACUAAAUACAAGCAAAAUAUAUAAACUUUGUUGUAGUAUAGCUUAGAAGCAACCAUA
Messenger RNA from Wyeomyia smithii (pitcher-plant mosquito), 3148 nucleotides. RefSeq names its product V-type proton ATPase 116 kDa subunit a 1 (gene Vha100-1). The record is from RefSeq and is a predicted model, not a curated record. Gene Ontology annotation, biological process: vacuolar acidification; proton transmembrane transport. Lineage: Eukaryota; Metazoa; Arthropoda; Insecta; Diptera; Culicidae. Gene Ontology annotation, molecular function: proton-transporting ATPase activity, rotational mechanism; ATPase binding. The transcript has 9 exons. Gene Ontology annotation, cellular component: vacuolar proton-transporting V-type ATPase complex; plasma membrane; vacuolar proton-transporting V-type ATPase, V0 domain. The coding region runs from base 190 to 2799 and encodes 869 amino acids.